AUGGGUAUGAGUAUGGUAACCAAGGCAGCAGAACGAGAAACAAGGGGACCAAGGAUGGAUGCUGGUAUCUACCAAUCACCACUGAGAGGGUUUAUGGAUGAUCUCACCAUUACAACAACAUCUCAUAUACAAGCUAGAUGGGUGUUAUCAGCACUAGAAGAAAACGUGUCAUGGGCUCGUAUGAAGUUCAAACCACGCAAAUCAAGAAGCCUGGUUCUGAAGAAAGGUCGUAUUUGUCAGGUGAAGCUGAAGGUGCAGGAUGAGGAAAUUCCAACAUUAGUCAACAACCCUAUCAAAUGCCUUGGAAAGUGGUUCGACCAAUCCCUAUCUGACAACGCAUCAGUUAAGAACACAUUGUCCCAAGCAAAAUCAUGGAUGAAGAAGGUAGAUGGAAGUGGCUUGCCAGGGAAGUACAAGGCCUGGAUAUACCAACAGGGGGUCCUGCCAAGACUGAUGUGGCUGUUGCUAAUUUACGAGGUUCCCGUCACGAGUGUCGAGGGAUUGGAGAGAUCAGUGAGCAGUUACUUGAGGAGAUGGAUUGGAGUCCCAUCAGGCUUCACUUCUGCUGGACUGUACGGCAGAUCAUCAAAACUCCAACUCCAGAUUUCAUCUGUAGUGGAGGAGUUUAAGGUGGCAAAAUGCCGGCUGGUUAUGACGUUGAGGGAUUCGUCAGAUUCCAGAGUCAGUGGAGCAGGCAUCCAGAAAAGAACAGGAAGGAAGUGGUCAGCAUCAACAUCAGUGGACCAAGCCGAGAGUAUGCUGCAACUACGUGACGUGGUGGGAAACAUCUGCAUAGGAAGGCAAGGGUUAGGAAUGGUGCACUUUCAGCAGUGGAAGAAUGCAACAGCAACGGAGAGACGAGGAAUGGUACAGACUGAAGUUAGACGGGUAGAGGAAGACCAACGGAGAGCGAAGGCAGUGGAGCUGGGCAAACAAGGGAAGUGGCUGAAGUGGGAACUACCCGAGCGGAGACUGUCAUGGUCGGAGCUGUGGAGGAAGGACCAAUACAGGAUAGCCUUUCUGCUGCGGUCAGUUUACGACACAUUGCCGUCCCCAUCAAAUCUUCACCAGUGGAGAAUGACAGAGGACCCUAGUUGCCAGCUGUGCGGAAAGCGAGGGCCAAUGUCUCACAUACUGUCAGGAUGUCAGGUAGCACUCACACAGGGGAGUUACAGAUGGCGUCAUGACAAGGUCUUGCGUGAAUUGGCAGGAGUGGUGGAGGAAGAAAGAAGGAAAAAGCGCCCAAGGGCAACAACAGGAAAAGGAAAGGUGUUUGUAAAGCAAGGUGAGACAGUCGAGGGUAGAAAAGCAGCCAGAACAUCACUGCUGGACAGAGGACAGGACUGGGAGCUGCAGGUAGACCUUGACGGGAAGUUGGUAUUCCCGUGCAUCGUCGACACAACGCUCCGGCUGGACAUGUUCCUCAAGUCAACAACGUCUAAGACCCUCAUUGUAGUGGAAUUAACAGUACCGUGGGAGGAAAACUGUGAGGAGGCGAAUGAGCGGAAGAGCCUCAAGUAUGCAGAUCUAAUGGCAGAUUGCAGAGACAAGGGAUGGAGUGUUUGGCUGUUUCCGGUCGAAGUUGGCUGCAGAGGAUUUCCAUCUCGUUCAGUGACCACUGACCAGGCUCUUACAACAUCUAGGAAUGUUGGAGAAUGGCAAAGUCAGCAUCCUUGCGAAAACUGGGUGAAGCAGUAG
Molecule: messenger RNA, 1698 nt
Organism: Pecten maximus
Lineage: Eukaryota; Metazoa; Mollusca; Bivalvia; Pectinida; Pectinidae
Exons: 1
Coding region: 1-1698 (565 amino acids)
Source: RefSeq, a predicted model, not a curated record